AUUUUGAAUGUCCCUGAACUGUUGCAUCAGCCAUUAAAAUACCCUGAACUCAAGCCCAGAGGAAAUCAGUGGUCGAUCGAAGCAUCUAUUCACGGUCAGACUACAGAGGUCUGUGAAAAUUUUACUCGCGCGAGUGUUAGUAAUUUAAAAUUUGAAAACCAUGGGUGUUCCUGCUGGCGAUGUAGAGAAAGGAAAGAAGCUCUUUGUACAAAAAUGUGCACAAUGCCAUACAAUUGAAGCUGGUGGAAAACAUAAAGUAGGACCCAAUCUCCAUGGAAUAAUGGGCAGGAAAACUGGUCAAGCCCCUGGUUAUAGUUACACAGAUGCAAAUAUAUCAAAAGCCAUCACUUGGUCCAGGGAUACUUUAUUCGAAUAUCUUGAAAAUCCAAAGAAGUACAUUCCUGGUACAAAAAUGGUGUUCGCUGGUUUGAAGAAAGCACAAGAACGUGCUGAUUUAAUUGCGUACAUUGAACAAGCAUCGAAGUAAGCUUGACAAUUAUAGAAAAUGAAAAAGCACGCUAGACGUGUUUGGCGGGAAUAGAGGAAAUCUAGUACUAAUAUCAUCUCAAACCUCAUGAACGUCCCGCUACAUUUCACUCGACUCAUUCAUCUGGUACUCAAGCAUUCACAAAGUCUGAAUAGUAAAAAGUUACUGUUGUUCAUUAUAAGUAGAUAUGUCCGUACAUGUAACUAUGUACAUUGACAGGAGUUGGAUUAUCUAGAUCCAAUUCUGCUUCAUAAUUAAAGAUAAUUUGGUGCUCUCUCGCACGGUGGCUGAGCCAUACGUAGAUUGCGCGCUACUAUUUAUUUGUAAUUAUAAACUGUUAAAAUUGUUCUAUGAACUACUAAGCUGUAAUGCAAGAGUAUGAAAAUACAGAUUCAACUAUGAAUUUGUAAUGUUCAUUUUUGCUGUAUUAAUAAAAAACGAAGUAUUUCAACGUCAGGGAUAUUACAAAGUACAAAACGGCAAUAAAAUGAUACAGUAAUAAUUUGAAUCCAAAUCUGAGAUUAAGCAAAUUGUAUUUACACGAAGAAAGAGAUGGUAUCAAUAGUAAAAUUUUAAGAAUUCUAUUCAAAACAGAUGAAUGGAAAUAAAAUAAAUAUUAAAUAAUUGAAAA
Frieseomelitta varia is the source of this 1118-nucleotide messenger RNA. RefSeq names its product cytochrome c (gene CytC). Lineage: Eukaryota; Metazoa; Arthropoda; Insecta; Hymenoptera; Apidae. The record is from RefSeq and is a predicted model, not a curated record. Gene Ontology annotation, biological process: mitochondrial electron transport, ubiquinol to cytochrome c; mitochondrial electron transport, cytochrome c to oxygen. Gene Ontology annotation, molecular function: electron transfer activity; heme binding. The coding region runs from base 161 to 487 and encodes 108 amino acids. Gene Ontology annotation, cellular component: mitochondrial intermembrane space. The transcript is spliced from 4 exons.